Paramuricea clavata is the source of this 612-nucleotide messenger RNA. The record is from the annotation of a GenBank genome assembly. NCBI's taxonomy places the organism in Eukaryota, Metazoa, Cnidaria, Anthozoa, Malacalcyonacea, Plexauridae.
AUGGAAAAUAUUCACGAAAACCAGAGAGGAGAAGUGUUACCCUACCAAUUUGAGCCAGAACCUCCUGCAGAAACAAGCGAUAUUAGCGAUGAUAGUGAUGCCGAACAAAGUAGCGAUGAAGCUUCGUCUGACGAAUAUGCCGAUCACGAGUUUGAAAGAGCAAAUGCUUGGCGCCUUCAAGACAUUAGUUGGUGUAAAUGUGGACAUUGCACUAAGUCAACAAAAGCUGUUGAAUGUUUCUGUUGUCAAGAGAAAGCGCUGGAGUACGAUGAGUAUGAAGUACUUCUUGAUCAAACAGAGGCACAAGGUGAAAAAUGUUUGACGCGACAUCCGGAAUUUAUUGAAAAUAUGCUAUCAGAAAGUGUUCUGAAGAUAGAUGUUUGCCAAUAUCUUGAAGAAAACUGGCCUCUCGAUGAUGGAGAUUUGGAAAAAAUGCACAAACUGUAUAGACUAGUGGCGUAUCGUCGAUGUUCUCGCUGGGUUUUUCAAAUCUUGGGGAAAGGGAAACGAAGACCUUUUCCUUCUUGCGUGUAUUCGAAAAUUCGAGAACGCUUCGCUUCGUGUGAUGGCAUUUAUACACAUUUUAAAUACGCUAAAACAUCAAAACGGUAA